AUGUCUUUCGAAUACAAGAAAGUGUUGGUCAUCGGUGCCACCUCCGGGAUUGGCCAGGCAUUGGCGGCGAAGCUCGUGGAGAAUGGCGUCUCAGUGAUCGUGUCUGGUCGGAGACAGGAGAACCUGAAUGAAUUCGUGCAGAAGUACGGAGGCGACGAGAAGAAGGUGCAGGCGAAGGUGUUCGACGCUUUGAAGCUGGACCAGAUCCCGCAAUUCGCCUCCGAAGUCAUCGCCAGUAACCCCGACCUUGACUGCAUCUUCAUCAACUCCGGCAUCCAGCGUGCCUUUGACUUCGCAGCCCCCGAGUCCGUCGAUAUGGAUAUCUUCGAGCAGGAAUUGACGACCAACUAUACCUCCGCUGUGCACCUGACCAAGGCGUUCCUGCCUCAUUUGCAGAGCCAAGCCUCGAAGACGGCGAUCGCUUUCACGAGUUCUCAGAUGGCGCUGGUGCCGAUGAUGCGGUGCCCGAAUUACGGGGCCUCCAAGGCAGCGUUGCAUCAUUUCAUCCUGGCACUGCGCACGCAGGUGCAGAGCGGACCGGGUGAUGUGAAGAUCGUGGAGAUUUUCCCGCCGGCCGUGCAGACGGAAUUGCAUGAUACCAAGCACCAGCCGGAUUUGAAGGACGGUCAUCUGAUCGGGAUGCCGCUGGAGGAUUUCACAGAUGAGACGUGGGGGAAGCUGUGCCAGGGCGAUGAUCAAAUCCCAGUCGGACCGGCGAGAGGCAUUUUCGAGGCAUUUGAGAUUAAAAGGCAGGAGAUGUAUCAUCAGAUGACGGAGCUGCUGUCGGGUUUGCUAAAGCAGUUCCUCCGAUAG
Aspergillus steynii IBT 23096 is the source of this 813-nucleotide messenger RNA. Its product is annotated as putative short-chain dehydrogenase/oxidoreductase. Gene Ontology annotation, molecular function: oxidoreductase activity. The transcript has 2 exons. The record is from RefSeq and is a predicted model, not a curated record. NCBI's taxonomy places the organism in Eukaryota, Fungi, Ascomycota, Eurotiomycetes, Eurotiales, Aspergillaceae. Bases 1 to 813 code for a protein of 270 amino acids.